AUGGCUUCAAAAUUCCAUGCUGGACUUUCUCAAGACCUUUUAUUGAUGUUGAAUAAUGCAGAUGACCAUGAUAUAGUUAUUAGAGUAGGAAAAGAUCCAGAUAUAAGAGAAUUUAGUGCACAUUCAUGCAUUCUGAAAGCCCGUUCUCCUUAUUUUAAAAGGGUAUUGUCAGCUGAACAAACUACAAAAAAUAAUAAUAAUGUAAACGAGUUCAAAAAACAGAACAUUAACCCUAAUGUUUUCGAAAUAAUUCUAAACAUUUAUGAAAUAAUGAUGGAGUCAUAUAUGAAAAAUACUUUACCAAAAGCAACUACUUUACCAUCACGAGUGGAAAAGGUUCAAAUUGAAUCGAAAAUUAUCAAGCCAAAGCUUGCUUCUAUCAUUAUUAACUGGAUGAAUAGGAAAGAUGCAGAUGCUCCUCGUAGCAAGGCAGAUACAUUAUACAAGUUUAACCUCAUUUAUCGUGGUAGCCAAGAUGGUAUUGAUAGUGAUUCAUUUAGAAGCAAAUAUAACUUACAGGCGCCAACAUUGGUCUUAGUCAAAUGUCAGGGAUCUCAAAAAAUAUUUGGAGGUUAUUCUCCAAUCGAGUUUUAUAAUUAUAAUUAUGGUGAUCGAUAUGUUCAUUGUACUGAUAGUUUCAUUUUUUCUUUUGAAAAUAAUGAGGAUGCACAAAAUAUGAAAUUAAGUCGUGUAAACUCGCAGCAUUCUGAUCAUGCUAUAUAUGAUUACGACUAUCAUAAUAAUUAUGAUUAUGGAUUUAAUUUCGGUGGAAACACAUUGUAUACACGAAAUAAGACAUUAUACGUAGCAAAUAAGGAGGGUUAUUAUGAAGAUAAUAUAAAGGAUGAUAAUAAUUAUACAAUUGAGGAAUUCGAAGCCUUUAGAAUAUUCAAGCAAUUUUAA
Molecule: messenger RNA, 903 nt
Organism: Funneliformis mosseae
Lineage: Eukaryota; Fungi; Glomeromycota; Glomeromycetes; Glomerales; Glomeraceae
Source: the annotation of a GenBank genome assembly